This is a messenger RNA of Striga hermonthica, 1494 nucleotides long. The record is from the annotation of a GenBank genome assembly. NCBI's taxonomy places the organism in Eukaryota, Viridiplantae, Streptophyta, Magnoliopsida, Lamiales, Orobanchaceae.
AUGAUGAACACCUUAAGCCGUUUUAGUAAGCAAAUGAAGCACAUAACCUCCUCUUUUCACAAUCUCCUCUUCCGAUUGAACCCAUUCUGGUUACAACUCUUCUAUAUCACUACACUCUCUUCCUUUGGUUUCUUGGCUUUAAAGGCCACAAAGCCAAGAACUUCGACAAAACCCAAAAAUCUCGAUCUUUUCUUUACCUCAGUAUCGGCUUCGACUCUUUCCAGCAUGUCCACGGUCGAAAUGGAGGUUUUUUCAAACACCCAUCUCGUGUUCUUGGCUCUCUUGAUGUUUCUCGGGAGCGAAGUUUUCACCUCCUUACUUGGACUUCAUCUCAUGAGAGCCAAGAAAGCUAAAAAUGGCCUGUCCCGCUCGAACGUCAGUUACCAUACUGAGAAUUUGGAUGAGAAUGAAAACUUAAAUUUGAAUAUGAAAAUAAAAUGUAUGAAAACAUUGUCCUGCACGGUCUCGUGCUAUCUUUUCGUGGCCCAUGGGGCUGGCUUGGCCUUGAUUUACAUCUACUUGAUAUUAAACCCGGCCGCAAAAAAAGUUUUACAAACUAAAGGGAUUAAUCUGUCGACUUUUUCAAUCUUCACGACGGUCUCAGCCAUUUCCAACAGCGGUUUUACGCCGACGAACGAGAACAUGGUGGCUUUCAUGAAAAAUCCAGGCCUUCUGCUCAUUUUAGUCCCACAGCUCAUGAUGGGGAACAUGCUGUAUCCCAUUAUGUUACGCCUGAUGAUUUUGUUGAUGGCGAAAACGACAAGAAGCAGAGAAUAUAAUUAUAUUCUACAAAAUUCUGGUGAAUUGGGGUACGGGCACCUGAUUCCUUGGCAGGACACUGUUUAUCUGGGGAUUACUGUAUUUGGUUUAGUUGUUGUCCAGAUGGCGGUUUUCUCGGCUCUGGAAUGGAAUUCCGAAGCAGUAGUUGGUGGCGGUUUGAGCGUUUACGAGAAGGUGGUCGGCAUUUUCUUCCAGGUGGUGAAUUCCAGGCACACGGGGGAAGUCGUUUUCGAUCUAUCGGCUGUUUCUCAAGCCGUCUUGCUCAUGUUUGUCCUCAUGAUGUACCUCCCGCCUUAUACAUCAUAUCUGCCAAUUGAGCAAGCGGAAAAUACAGUCACAAGUAGAGGAGAAAAGAACACAAGAAGCAACUGCAAGGGAUUCUUGGACAACCUUAUCUUCUCACAACUCACUUAUCUCUUCAUAUUCAUUUUUCUCAUUUGCCUCACAGAGAGGCAUAAGAUGAAAACUGACCCUCUCAACUUCAAUGUGCUUAACAUCGUUUUCGAGGUCGUCAGUGCAUAUGGGAAUGUUGGGUUCACGGUGGGUUACAGUUGCGAGAAGCAAAUAAAUCCCGAUGCAAAUUGUAAGGACGCUUGGUUCGGGUUUGUGGGAAAAUGGAGCGAUGUGGCAAAACUUAUUCUUGCAAUUGUGAUGAUUUUCGGGAGGUUGAAAAAAUUCAACAAAAGAGGUGGUAGAGCUUGGAAUCUCGCAUAA